UCAGUAUGCCUACGCACAAGUCCAGCGGUCAUGUGUUUACCUCUGAUAUCAGGAAAACCCAACAGGAAUGAAUUGACCGGUAGAGUCCUCCGGGUGUAGAUGCAUCCAAACUGAGGCGAGACAUUCUGUUUUUUUCCUGAGUGUUUUUUUUGUGGAGUUUAUAUUCUGUAGAGUGUCAUCAGCCUCUUCAUGUGGACUUACCGCUCAUAAACCCCAUGACGCUUUGCAGCAGACCUUCAUGCUGAUGGAUGAAAAAUGGAUGGUGUGUUGCUCAUCCAUCAAACAAACACAAACCUUCACAGACACCUUUUGUACAAACCAACACAGCAAUGGAACUGAAUGAAUAUAUCAGCAUCUGAACACAACUGUUAGCACAGCGAUGUGACAGAAGGUAAAAGAGUGUUUUUGAUUGGUAGAGCUGCAGCCCCGCCCUUGGUUCCAUCCCAGAAUGCUGAGCCCGGUUCUCUGUUCAGAUCUCGCAGCCUUGGAGCCAGAGUACACAGAGGCGGAUGUCAUCUCUACGGUGGAGUUCAACCAGACUGGAGAGUUCUUGGCCACGGGAGAUAAGGGUGGGAGGGUUGUCAUCUUUCAGAGAGAACCACAGGGCGAAUAUAAUGUUUAUAGUACAUUUCAGAGUCAUGAGCCUGAGUUCGAUUACCUGAAAAGUUUUGAGAUUGAAGAGAAAAUCAAUAAGAUUCGCUGGCUGCCUCCGCAUAACCCCGCCCACUUCCUCCUCUCCACCAAUGAUAAGACCGUGAAGCUAUGGAAGGUGAGUGAGAAAGACAAGCGAGCAGAAGGCUACAAUCUGAGAGACGAGGAGGGCAGACUGAAGGACCUCUCUACAAUCACCACUCUACAGGUCCCUGUCCUGCGGCCGAUGGAUCUCCUGGUGGAGGCGUCCCCACGGCGUGUUUUUGCUAAUGCACAUGCAUAUCACAUCAACUCCAUCAGUGUCAACAGUGACUGUGAAACAUACCUGUCUGCCGACGAUCUGAGAAUUAACCUGUGGCAUCUCAACAUCACUGACCGCAGCUUCAAUAUUGUGGAUUUGAAGCCAGAAAACAUGGAGGACCUCAGUGAGGUGAUCACAGUGGCCGAGUUUCACCCUCACCACUGCCACCUGCUGGCCUUCAGCAGCAGCACAGGAACCACUCGCCUCUGUGACAUGAGAGCUCGCGCACUCUGUGACCAACAUGCCAAACUGUUUGAAGAGGCAGUGGAUCCAUCCCGCCAAUCGUUCUUCUCCGAGAUCGUUUCCUCAGUGUCAGACGUGAAGUUCAGUCAUAGCGGCCGCUACCUGCUCACUAGAGAUUACCUCACCGUUAAAGUCUGGGACCUCAACAUGGAAAAUAAACCAAUGGAAACAUACCAGGUCCACGACUACUUGCGAACCAAAUUGUGCUCUUUGUAUGAAAGCGAUUGUAUUUUUGACAAGUUUGAAUGUGCCUGGAACGGAACGGACAGCGUGAUCAUGACAGGCGCUUACAACAACUACUUCCGAAUGUUUGACCGGGCAAGUCUGCGUGACGUGACUCUGGAGGCCAGUCGGGAGGUGUGUAAGCGGCGGGCGGUCCUGCAGCCGCGGCGUGUGUGCGUGGGCAAGAAACGGAAAGAGACGGACGUCAGCGUGGACAGUCUGGACUUCAGGAAGAAAAUCCUCCAUACUGCCUGGCACCCCAAAGAAAACAUCAUCGCCAUCGCAGCCAGCAACAACCUCUACAUUUUUCAGGACAGACUGACGCCCAACGGACAUCACAACACGCCGGAAAUACAAAGUGCUAUGUAGAAGACACAACCAAACCCAACGUCCUUCACUGAAUAAAUUUUUUUUUUAAAGAU
Molecule: messenger RNA, 1839 nt
Organism: Sinocyclocheilus anshuiensis
Lineage: Eukaryota; Metazoa; Chordata; Actinopteri; Cypriniformes; Cyprinidae
Product: serine/threonine-protein phosphatase 2A 55 kDa regulatory subunit B beta isoform-like
Exons: 10
Coding region: 449-1786 (445 amino acids)
Cellular component (GO): protein phosphatase type 2A complex
Molecular function (GO): protein binding; protein phosphatase regulator activity
Source: RefSeq, a predicted model, not a curated record